AUCGUCUCAGUAGGCAUUUCUAGCGCCACCUCAACCUGUCGCUGCGUGCGUAUUCAUUCCUUUUGGGGCCGGUUAAAUUAAAAAUCAAAAAUUUUGAAGCUAAUAUCUGCCUUCCCUUCUGUUAAAAGAGCCAUGGCCACCCAGAUUUCCGAGGGCCUACAGAAGGUGGUUCUGCAGCAGGGCACCGGUCAGAGGCCCAACCGAGGUGACACCAUCACUGUCCAGUGCACCGGCAUGCUGCACGGAGACCCGCCCAAAAAGUUCUGGAGCACCACGGACCCGGGCCAGAAGCCGUUCUCGUUCCAGGUGGGGCUGCAGAAGGUGAUCGCCGGCUGGGACGAGGGCUGCAUGACCAUGUCGUUGGGGGAGAAGGCGCGACUCAUCAUCGCGCCUCACAAAGGGUACGGAGCCGGCGGCUUUCCCGCCUGGGGCAUCCCGCCCAACGCCACGCUCAACUUCGAGAUCGAGAUCCUCAAAAUCGGCAACUAGAAAAGGCUGGGUGACCAACGCUGGCCAGCGCAACGUAAACGUCUGUCAAACCAAACAUUCACCGCUUUUUCAUUGAAUAUCCGGCAUUUUCUCUGCUUUAUGUGCGUGAUCGGGAUUGUAGGUACACACUGAAGAUCUCUGGGAGUUCUGACAUGUGAAGUGGAUCUUACAAUCGCUUCAUCCUAGAAUGCUACCCGCUCUCGAUGGGUGGUUGGGUGUCACCGAGUAUUUCUACCUUGCACACUAGAUAUGUUCUUUGUUGCUACUCCAAUUUAUUCAAUUUGUACCUUUUUAAAAAGCGCUUAACGUUGAUCGCCGAUGAAGUCGCAUUCCUCUACCAUGUUUUGUAUUUUUUUUUUCUCGAAAUACUUCAUAUUUUGUGUUCGAUGGCGUAUUAAAAGUGCAUGUAAGUGAUUUUGAAACGCUUCAAAGUCGUUUGGUGGUUUCCAUGAAACUGUCCUUGCUCCGACAAAAUAAAACGGAACAGUGUCGUU
Messenger RNA from Amphibalanus amphitrite, 983 nucleotides. RefSeq names its product peptidyl-prolyl cis-trans isomerase FKBP12-like. Bases 133 to 489 code for a protein of 118 amino acids. NCBI's taxonomy places the organism in Eukaryota, Metazoa, Arthropoda, Thecostraca, Balanomorpha, Balanidae. The record is from RefSeq and is a predicted model, not a curated record. Gene Ontology annotation, molecular function: peptidyl-prolyl cis-trans isomerase activity. The transcript has 3 exons.